CCCAUAUAAACCGAUCUCCCGAUUUAAGUUCUUGAGUCCUUACAAGACGCAAUUUUUGUCCGAUUUGGCUAAAAUUUUGCAUGUGGUGUUCCGUUAUGACUUUCAAUAACUGUACCGAGUACGGUCCAAAUCGGUCUAUAACCUGAUAUAGGUCCCAUAGACGGUACGUAUAACCGGCUGCCAUGGGGUACGCACAACAGGGUAUCUGUGAUUCGAAUUGAACUCAAUGUUCGCCUUUGCCCGUUUUUCCUUGUCUUUUUUGUUUUUCGUAAUUUUCAUGUGUGCUUCUUAACACCCAAUGAGUGCCUAUAGCAUUCACAUCCAGUAAUUGCUAAUAACGCCAUUAAAUUGUUUAUCUCAACGCCGGCACAUGGUUAAUAAUUAUAAUUGUGCCAUGGUGAAAGGUGCGCUGCAUUUAUCUGCCAUAGCUGGAAUAAGUAACAACUCAAAUACACAUUUAGGAAAAAUAAAAAAAAAAUUAAGAAAUUAUUUUUAAAAAAGUGAUUUUUAAAAUGUCAAAAGCCUGAGAUUUAAUGGACGGUAAACAAAUUGGCCACAAAAAAAAACAAAUUAAGACAAACAUGACGUUGUGAAAAGCUGAAAGUCCAAAACUAAAUAAAAUUUAUACAAAUUCGAACUACACCACCUUUCAAAUUUAAGAAGAAGCAACAUCAACGACAACAUGGCUCAAUUGGGAGCCUGGGACUAUACCAUCUUGGCCAUAGUGCUUUUGGUAUCUGCGGCUAUAGGUGUCUACUAUCGUCUGACUGGUGGCAAACAAAAGACUACACGAGAAUAUCUACUAGCUGAUCGUUCCAUGCCCAUACUGCCAGUGGCUUUUAGUUUAAUGGCCAGUUUUAUGUCCGCCAUUACAUUGUUGGGUGUUUCGGCGGAAAACUACCAGUUUGGCACUCAAUUUGUAUUGAUUAAUAUAUCCUAUGUUCUGGCCACGCCGGCAGCAGCCUACUUAAUAUUGCCUGUCUUUUAUCGCCUCAAAACUGCCAGUGUUUAUGAGUAUUUGCAGCUGCGUUUUGGUUAUGCCACCCGACUCUAUGCAUCCUUGGCAUUUUCGGCGCAAAUGAUUUUGUACAUGGGUAUUGCAUUGUAUGCUCCAGCCCUGGCUUUGGAAGCGGUCACCGGAUUGAAUAUUGUUUUCUCCAUAAUUAUUGUGGGUGUGGUUUGUACUUUCUAUGCCACUUUGGGAGGCAUGAAAGCUGUCUUGGUCACCGAUAUAUUUCAGUCGCUGUUGAUGUUUGCCUCUGUGUUUUCAAUCAUCAUAUGUGCUGGCAUCAAGGCCGGUGGCUUGGGACCCAUAUGGACAGCAGCCCAAGAGGGUGGACGUUUAGAGUUCUUCAAUUUCAGUGUGGAUCCCACUACAAGGCAUACAGUUUUUACCCAAAUAAUUGGUGGCAUGGCCACAUAUUUGGCCAUAUAUGGCGUUAAUCAGACCCAAGUACAGCGUCUACUCUCAGUGCGUAGUUUGAAGGAUUCAGCCAGAUCUUUGUGGUGGAGUUUGCCCAUACUCAUGCUGCUCAGCUUUACAACUUGCUUUUCGGGUCUUUGUAUAUAUUACUACUACAAGAACUGUGAUCCUCUGCUGGAGGGCAGAAUUACUUCUCGAGAUCAGUUAAUGCCUUUGUUUGUGGUGGACACCAUGGGUCAUUUGCCCGGCAUAUCGGGCUUGUUUGUCUCCGGCAUAUUCUCGGCCAGUUUGUCUACCAUAUCUUCAGCCAUAUCAUCUCUAGCUGCUGUAACCUUGGAGGAUUACAUUAAACCCUUGGUGGCCUAUACCAAACGCAUCGAGCUCAGUGAUGCCAAAACCACUUUUUAUUCAAAAUUGCUGUCUAUACUUUAUGGUGGUGUAUGCUUGGGAUUGGCCUUUUUGGCUGGCUCUAUGGGAGGCCUAUUGCAAGCAGCUCUUUCGAUUUUCGGCAUUAUUGGAGGCCCUCUGUUGGGUCUAUUUACAUUGGGCAUGUAUGUGCAGAUGGCUAAUCAGAAGGGCGCUUUAUCUGCCUUAACGCUAAGUUUUGCUUUUUCAUUCUGGACGGGUUUUGGCAAACCAAGACCUCCCAUACCUACUCUUCCCUUGGAAACCGAUGGUUGUCCCGUCAGCACUAACCCAACUAGCCAUAUUAGCAAAAUAUUGUUAAGCAAAGUUAGCAACUAUGCCGAAGAAGAGCCCCACUACUUUUAUCUCUAUAGAGUUUCCUAUAUGUGGUAUGCUGUUUGCGGUUUUCUAAUAGCAUUUUUGGGUGGCAUAGUGCUAUCCUGGAUCUUUGACAAACUCAAAUGGGAUUCUAAUGACAAAAUCUACACCGAUAGUUCCAGAACUUUAAUUAAACAUGAGCUAUUUGUGCCUCCCAUAGCCAAACGUAUAAGACAAAAACAAAUGCCUUUGGUUGUGGUCACGGCCAGCUCGGAAAUUGGCAACAGUUCUUCACGUACGCCCAGCUUUGUGGAGGAGGAGCCGCCCAAUAGUAAUUUAACCAAGACCUAUACGAAUUCUACGGAAUUAAAUGAAAAUUAUACGACGGAAGACGAAUCAAUUGGCGAGAGUAAAGAGGAUCUUUCGAAAUCUUGCAGUAACUCCAAUGGCGGCAAAGGCAGCAUGGAUGUUAUACCCGAGGAACAAGAACAACACACAAAUGGCUUAAUGAAAAAUACGAACAAUUUAUCAAGCGAUGCAAAGCAAUAAUUAAGAUAGAAAAAAAUAUGAAUUGUACAUAUUGUUGAUAAGAUUCAAGACUUUAUUUAAGAAAUAAAGUGCAUAUUUAUGUUGAGUUUUUUUUAUACAUGA
Messenger RNA from Stomoxys calcitrans (stable fly), 2797 nucleotides. RefSeq names its product putative sodium-dependent multivitamin transporter. The record is from RefSeq and is a predicted model, not a curated record. Gene Ontology annotation, cellular component: membrane. Lineage: Eukaryota; Metazoa; Arthropoda; Insecta; Diptera; Muscidae. Gene Ontology annotation, molecular function: symporter activity. The transcript is spliced from 2 exons. Gene Ontology annotation, biological process: transmembrane transport; sodium ion transport. The coding region runs from base 683 to 2695 and encodes 670 amino acids.